GCUUGAGUUUCACAACCCUGAGAGAUUCACUGGAGCUAUCUCUGACAGACAGAUACAUGACAGCCAGGCAUGACCUACCGGGCACACAGGGCAAGCUGGAGGAAUGUUAUGGAGGAGCAAGAUAAUAGGGAGGAGGAGGACCAGGCUGAAGGGGAUGACCUGGAGUCUAUGGGGUGGUUCCAUGAAAAUCUCUCCCGCCAUGCAGCCGAAGCUCUCUUGCUUACAAAUGGACAGGAUGGAAGUUAUCUCCUGAGGAAGAGUGACUCAAAAGCAAAUGUGUACUCAUUAUCAGUGAGGGCCAAGGACUCUGUUAAACACUUUCAAGUCCAUCAGUGUGAUGAAUCAAUCAAAUUUGGAUUCAAUGAAUUCUUAUCUGUGAAAGAUUUUAUCCAACACUUUGCUAAUCAGCCUUUGAUUGGAAGUGAAUCAGGAACUUUAAUCCUCUUGAAACAUCCUUAUCCUCGAACCGUGGAAGAGCCUUCAAUAUAUGAAUCUGUAAGAGUACAUACUGCCAUGCAGACAGGACGUUCUGAAAAUGACCUUGUGCCUGUAGCCCCCUCAUUGGGCACAAAAGAAGGUUAUCUUACAAAACAAGGAGGACGCGUAAAGAACUGGAAAACCAGAUGGUUUAUACUGACACGUAACGAGCUGAAAUAUUAUAAGGACCAGUUGACCCAGGAGCCAAUAAAGACACUGGACCUCACUGAAUGCAGUGCAGUACAGUUUGACUAUUCUCAGGAGAGAGUCAAUUGUUUCUGUUUAGUGUUUCCUCUGAGGACGUACUACCUGUGUGCAAAGACGGGUGCAGAAGCAGAUGAAUGGAUAAGGAUUUUAAGGUGGAAAAUGUCUCAGAUAAAAAGACAAUCGACCAGAAGAUGAAGGCAGCCGCACGUGAUCCGCACUAGGGAAGGGUCACUCAGAAGACUUCAUUGAUGGGACCAGGACAUUGAAAUCUGAACUGGACAUUUACAUUGGAAUAUGUGGGAACUGUGUUCUACAAAGAGAAAAAUAACAUUAUUCUUGGAGGGUGUUGUUAGUUAUAGUAACUGACAAAUAUGCUAACAAAUAAGUCUCACAGAUUCCUAGCUAGGCCUAAGUACCUGACAUCAACCUCAGAAUUUUGUUCCUGCCAAAUGCACGACAUUGAUAUAUGGAAUAUAUGUUAUCUGCGAUGCUUCACCUACCAAGUUUUGAACUAUGCAAUGUGGGGAUUUAAAUUUAAAGGGAAUGUGUCAUCAGAAAACGAGCUAUUGUUGAAACCACUUUUUUAUUUUACACAUAUUUCAAAUAAUUUUUGGUGCUUAUUUUUUAAUUUUCCAUGUCACUAUCUAUAUUUGAAAAUACAUAAAUAAUCCUAAAACUUUCACACUGGUCACUAGUUCUAAUAAUCGGCCAUGAUUUCCUCUUCUGUACAGGUAACUAUUCAGUAGUUGUUAUUAUCAUUAUCAUCACUGGCAGAAUUACAAUGACAAGUAACACCUCUGUAUAUGGAGGAUCCACCAUUC
Bufo bufo (common toad) is the source of this 1505-nucleotide messenger RNA. It is a transcript of the gene DAPP1, whose product is annotated as dual adaptor of phosphotyrosine and 3-phosphoinositides 1. Lineage: Eukaryota; Metazoa; Chordata; Amphibia; Anura; Bufonidae. The transcript has 9 exons. The coding region runs from base 70 to 879 and encodes 269 amino acids. The record is from RefSeq and is a predicted model, not a curated record.